Molecule: messenger RNA, 1724 nt
Organism: Notothenia coriiceps (black rockcod)
Lineage: Eukaryota; Metazoa; Chordata; Actinopteri; Perciformes; Nototheniidae
Gene: ndufv1
Product: NADH:ubiquinone oxidoreductase core subunit V1
Exons: 11
Coding region: 96-1547 (483 amino acids)
Biological process (GO): mitochondrial electron transport, NADH to ubiquinone
Cellular component (GO): respiratory chain complex I
Molecular function (GO): 4 iron, 4 sulfur cluster binding; NAD binding; FMN binding
Source: RefSeq, a predicted model, not a curated record
GUUGUUUGCAAUCCGCCAAAAGCAAGAGAAGAAGAAGAAGUAUAUCCAUUGAUUUCCGGUAGUGUUUCAUAAACUCGGGACGUAGAGAAGGAAGUAUGCUGGCCCUGUCCCGUGCAGUGAUGUGUGGGGUGACCCGCGCCCCAGCUGCCGUCAGUCAAGGUGGAGUGACCUCUAUCACUCGAUACAACAGCACGGCACAGACUGCUCCUAAGAAAACAACAUAUGGACCUCUGGCUGAUCAGGACAGAAUUUUUACUAACCUUUAUGGUCGCCAUGACUGGAGGUUGAAGGGGGCAUUGAAGCGCGGUGACUGGUACAAAACUAAGGAGAUCCUUCUGAAGGGAGUGGACUGGAUCCUCAAUGAGGUCAAGGUUUCUGGCCUGCGUGGAAGAGGCGGUGCUGGUUUCCCUACCGGCAUGAAGUGGGGCUUCAUGAACAAGCCCAGCGAUGGAAGGCCAAAGUAUCUGGUGGUGAACGCAGAUGAGGGAGAACCUGGCACCUGUAAGGACAGGGAGAUCAUGCGUCAUGACCCACACAAGCUGGUGGAGGGCUGCCUGGUGGCUGGUAGGGCCAUGGGGGCGCGUGCUGCUUAUAUUUAUAUCAGAGGAGAGUUCUACAACGAGUCGUCCAACCUGCAGGUGGCAGUUAAUGAGGCCUAUGCAGCUGGGUUCAUUGGAAAGAACGCCUGUGAAUCCGGUUAUGACUUUGAUGUGUUUGUGAUGCGUGGUGCUGGAGCAUACAUCUGUGGAGAGGAGACCGCUCUCAUUGAGUCUAUUGAGGGGAAGCAGGGAAAGCCCCGCCUGAAGCCCCCGUUUCCUGCUGAUGUUGGUGUGUUCGGUUGCCCAACGACUGUUGCCAAUGUGGAGACAGUUUCCGUGGCGCCCACUAUCUGUCGUCGUGGAGGCUCAUGGUUUCUUGGCUUUGGCAGAGAGAGAAACUCUGGCACAAAGCUCUUCAACAUCUCUGGCCACGUUAACACCCCCUGCACCGUAGAGGAGGAGAUGUCUAUCCCCCUGAAAGAACUCAUCGAGAGGCACGCAGGUGGUGUGCGUGGAGGUUGGGACAACCUGCUAGCUGUUAUCCCCGGUGGCUCCUCCACCCCCCUUAUUCCCAAGGACGUCUGUGCAGAGGUGCUGAUGGACUUUGACGGUCUCCUCCAGGCUCAGACUGGCCUGGGCACCGCUGCAAUCAUCGUUAUGGACAAAUCUACUGACAUCAUUAGAGCUAUCGCCCGCCUGAUUGAGUUCUACAAGCAUGAGAGCUGUGGCCAGUGCACGCCCUGCAGAGAAGGAGUGGACUGGAUGAAUAACAUGAUGUGGCGUUUUGUGAGUGGUAAUGCACGGCCAGCAGAGAUCGACAUGAUUUGGGAGCUCAGUAAGCAGAUUGAGGGACACACUAUCUGUGCCCUGGGAGAUGGUGCGGCUUGGCCAGUGCAGGGAUUGAUCAGGCACUUCAGGCCUGUGAUGGAAAGCCGAAUUGCUGAACACCAGCAACAGCAGCAGCAGCAGCAGCAGCAGCAGCAGCAGCAGCAGCAGGCCAGAGCUUAAAUUGCUCCUAUAACUCCUUUAGCUCAUUAUUUUGCCUUUUUUGCCCUUAACCCUGUGCUUCUGUAAUUCACAAACUAUUUAAAGCGAUAAUGUGCCGUCUUAUCACCUCAUCACAUUUUGCAUUGAUGUGUCUGCCUUGUGUGGUGAAAAUACCAAUAAAAUUCUAUGAACCUUAAA